Magnolia sinica is the source of this 1618-nucleotide messenger RNA. RefSeq names its product NAD-dependent protein deacylase SRT2. Gene Ontology annotation, molecular function: NAD-dependent protein lysine deacetylase activity; NAD+ binding. The transcript is spliced from 11 exons. The coding region runs from base 214 to 1371 and encodes 385 amino acids. NCBI's taxonomy places the organism in Eukaryota, Viridiplantae, Streptophyta, Magnoliopsida, Magnoliales, Magnoliaceae. The record is from RefSeq and is a predicted model, not a curated record.
AAACGGGAGAGAGAGAGAGAGAGAGAAAGAGGGAGAUGUUGUAUUUAAUUAUCCAGACAUUUCGAAAAUCACGAAGAGAUCGGAGUUGCCGAUCUUUCUCUCCCUGGGCGUGUUGCAGCUGCCAAUCAUAGCUUGCCUGCCCCAACCAACGGCUAUGAUGGUGAUAUCUUUGUCUACCCACCCUUUCCUCACAAACACCGUGCUUGUUCAAACAUGCAGCUUCUCCGAAGUGGCAACAGAGUGCUUGGUACUGUAGCCAAAGGGAAUUAUCUUCACAAGGCUCCUGCUUGGUUGGGGAUGAAGCAUGGUCUAUUUAACAACCAAUCAACAAAAGUCCUUUCUCUUCAGUGCUCAGUGAGGCAUGUGCGGACAGCAUGCGAACACUCUAAUCUGGAGAUACCAUUGAAACAGCAAGAUAAAGCUUCUUUGGACUUCUUGAGGGACAAGAAGAUAGUGCCUCACUCAGAUCCACCCAGUAGCAAAGAUGUUGACCUUCUGCAUCAAUUUAUUGAUCAUAGUCGUCAGCUCAUGGUUUUGACUGGAGCGGGGAUAAGCACGGAGGCUGGGAUUCCUGAUUACAGAAGUCCUAAUGGAGCUUAUAGUACAGGUUUCAAACCAAUUACUCAUCAGGAGUUUGUACGCUCAAGCCGAUCCCGCAAGCGAUACUGGGCUAGAAGCUAUGCUGGAUGGAGAAGGUUCACUGCAGCACAGCCAGGUGCAACUCAUACUGCUCUAGCGUCUCUAGAAAAAGUCGGUCGAAUAAAUUUUAUGGUUACACAAAAUGUGGACAGGUUGCAUCAUCGUGCUGGAAGUGACCCACUUGAAUUACAUGGGACCGUUUAUACCGUAAUUUGUUUAAAAUGUGGUUUUUCCUUCAGCCGGAGUUUAUUUCAGGACCAAGUAAAGGCCCUUAAUCCAAAGUGGGCUUUAGCAAUUGAAAGCUUGGAGAGUGGAACUCCUGGUUCAGACAAGAGCUUCGGCAUGCAACAAAGGCCUGAUGGUGAUAUUGAGAUUGAUGAGAAAUUUUGGUUGGAAGAUUUCCAUAUCCCCAACUGCCAGCACUGCGAUGGAUUGCUGAAGCCUGAUGUUGUCUUUUUUGGCGAUAACAUCCCCAAGGAUAGAGCUGACAAAGCAAUGGAAGCUGCAAGAGGAUGUGAUGCGUUGCUUGUGCUGGGUUCAUCUUUAAUGACCAUGUCUGCUUUCCGACUUGUGAGAGCUGCUUCUGAGGCAGGUGCCACUGUUGCAAUCGUCAAUAUAGGAAAGACACGUGCUGAUGACAUUGUACCCUUAAAAGUUAAUGCUCGGUGUGGGGAGAUACUGCCCAGAUUGCUUGAUAUGGGAUGCCUUGCCAUACCUGCCACAGUCCAAUGAAGAAGAACUUGACCCCACUUCAACUAGCAGAUGAAUCAGUGUGCCAUGAUGAAGAUUCUACUGAUUCAAAAAAAAAAAAAAACAAGGUCUCAAAGGCUGUUUUUCUCCCAAUGCUUUCACAAGUGGGAUUCUGUUUGGGAGGUGUAUGAUAUUUUUGUUUCCAAAAGAUAACCAUGUGUGAUUCCAACACCAUUGGAUUUGAGGAAUCCAACUAUAAAAAGGAAACAUGAUGUAAACGUUUUUUUUC